AAAAACAUCUGUUGUCCUCGUUUGUUGGUGAAUAGCCUAUAAAUUAAAUACAUCUCCUAGCUUUUCCUCAAAGAUCUACAUAACCACAGGUGUAGAGGAAGGGCAAUCUGAGGCCCGACUCAAGAGGAGAAGUCGAUAAACAAGAGGGGGAAGCAGGGGUGCAGGACUCAGACUGAGCAGAUGUCAGUUUGGCUGGUUCAGGCUGUCAGCUCAAUCCCACUAUGCUAGCAGGGGGACGAAGGUUCUCUGACUUGGAGAUAUUAGUAGGGAUGGAGGACGAGCAUAAGGACAGCGCCAGGAGCAGAGCUGGGAGCUGCGUGGAGUUUCACAGCCUUAAAAAGAUGAAGACCCUGGCCCAGAGGAGACAGUCGGCUCCCUCCCUGGUCAUCAGCAAAGCACUUACAAGAUCAAGAAGCGCUUCCAGGGAAAGCUGCAUGAUACCAGUCAGCCCGGAGUCCUGUUCCUUAGUCCAGGCUUUCCUAGCUGAAUGUCCCAGCCGCCAGUUUCUGGGUCACGCCCAAACGCAGCUAAAGACGGGUUUGCAAACCCAGGAGAGACACCUCUUCCUCUUCAACGAAACACUCCUCGUUGCUAAGGCCAAAUCUCCCACUCAUUUCAAAGUGAAGAGCCAGGUCAGAGUGUGUGAGAUGUGGACGGCCAACUGCAUGGAUGAGGUGUGUGAAGGAAGCACAAACCCAGAAAGGAGCUUCGUUAUGGGAUGGCCCACCUGUAACUUUGUGGGCACUUUCAGCUCUGAAGAAAUCAAAGACAACUGGUUGGCACUCAUCAAUGGUCAGAUAAAUGAGGGAAAAGAAAAAGACGACCCCAAAACUAUUCCUCUGAAGAUAUUUGCCAAAGACAUUGGAAAUUGUGCAUAUGCCAAGACGCUCGCUGUCAAUAACGGGGACAGCACCGACGACGUCAUCCGAAUGGCUCUGCAGCAGUUCGGCAUAGCAGGUUGUGUAAAAGAUCACCGAUUGUGGGUCAGUUCCUGUAAGGAUGAUCCUCCAUACCCUCUCAUUGGGCACGAGUUUCCCUUUAGCAUCAAAAUGAGCCACAUACGGGAUGGAGGGAGCAGUCCUGGCGGACAUGGAGGGGGACUUUGGAGGGAGCAGCUCAGUCCGUCGGACUGCCCUGAGGUUCUGUUGCUGGACCAGUGCCUUCCCCCAGACACCCAGUGCCAGUUUAUUCUCAAGCCCAACAAAGUGGUACUCGACCCUCCACAGAUUAUAGAACCCGGCCAGCAGAAGACCUUUAAGAGAAAGCGAUCCCUGAUCAACUGGCCUUUCUGGAAGGGUUCCAGCACCCAGCUGGACGGCGUGCCUCUCUCCCCAUCGCUGCUGUCUCCCACUCAAGGACGGCUGUUUGGACAACCUCUGAACUCUGUGUGCCCUUCAGGUCACAGCCUGCCCAAGCCUGUCAUGGAAAUGUUAGUGUUUCUCUAUCAGGAGGGGCCAUACACAAAGGGCAUCUUCAGGCGGUCGGCUGGAGCUAAAGCCUGCAGGGAGCUUCGAGACAGACUGGACAGCGGGACAGAGGAGCCGGAGAUCACACACCAGUCGGUGUUUGUCAUUGCCGCUGUCCUUAAGGACUUCCUCCGCAACAUCCCGGGCAGCAUACUGUGUGUGGAUCUGUACGAGCAGUGGAUGGAUGUGAUGGAGGGGGAUGGAGGAGAGGAGAGGCUGCCAGCUGUUCGGAGGUUGCUCCACCUCCUUCCUAGUGAGAAUCUCCUUCUGCUGCGUCACGUGAUCGCCGUGCUGCAUCACAUACAGGUCAGCGCCCACGACAACCAGAUGAACGCCUUCAACCUGUCCGUCUGUAUUGCUCCCAGCAUGCUUUGGCCUCCGACCCCGAGCACUCCUGAGAUGGAAGGAGAGGCCACUAAAAAGGUGUGUGAGCUUGUGCGCUUCCUCAUAGAGAACUGCAGCAAUAUCCUGGGAGACGUUGCCUCAUUGUUCAAAGACAUCAGCCAGAAGAGCAAUAGCGACCAUGGAUCUGAUGUCUCCUCCUUCCAAAUGAAUGACUCAUGCUACGACAGUCUCGAGAAUGAGCUGAAUGAUGAUCCCGAGUCCCCCUACCAGGAGCAACUGCUGCUUCGUGAAAAAGCCAAGCCGGAAAGCCGCAGCCGAGACUCAGUGAUCACCCUGAGCGAUGGCGACCCUGAGCCUGACCCUGACACCGACCACCUACUGCAGCUUCCACCUCUUGCUAGACCAAGGAGAUUUAGCCCCGCUGUGCGCCAGCCCUGCAGCAGCUCGUCUAAUGGACCCCGAAGGCUCAGGAGAAGUUCUGAGCCUGCCUUGGCUCUAGCAAAUGUUGCAUCCUCUAGUGUUGUGCUGGUUCACACAGAUAACCACCACCAGCCUUUGAGGAAAGCAAGCUAUGAUGCAGCGAUGGAGGGAGAAGGAGAGGAGGAUGAGGUGUUUGUGGAGCAGGGGCUGAACAGACUGCAGCUAAACGAAGAGGAGAAGGACAGGUGUGAUCAGAGAGGACCCAGCGGCGGUCGGAGGAAGACAAAGCACGCGCCGCCGCCUCCGCUGCGGCUGGAUGCCAGUUGUUCCAGUCUGUCGUCACCAGCCACUUCCCCAACAGGAUCCUCCCUCAGCUCUUUAGACUCUGCCUUCUCACAGUACUCCACUGACUAUGCCCUGAAUGGUGCAGCUGCUCCACAGUCGCCCAGAGACUCCCCUCCUCACAGGGACUCCCUCCCUCAUUGGCAAUCAACCGUCCUUCCCCCUCGGGGAAACCAAACUUCCUCCCAAUCACACGGGCUUCACCCAAACACCUGGCUUAAAAAGGACCGCAGCUUGUCUCUACGACAACCUGAUAGUGGACACUUGGAGGACAUGCCCGUGGUAAACGGGAACUCAGCCAGUAGCGGUUCCCUGGUCGCUGUCGACGAUCCCGCAGUGACAAAUAAAAACUGCCAGCGGCGAUCAAGCAGCCCUCCGUCCUACCAACAGGCUCUCAUUCAGCUUCAGCGUAACCGCUCUCCUUUUUACAGAGGGGCGGAGAAACCUCUGACUGUCAAAGAGCUAAGGCAGCUUCAUGACGGGAGCUGCACUCACAAAUACUCCGGCCCAACCUCAUCCGACAAUCCCAAACUGAUGGGAACCGAGGUCUCUCAGAGAGUGUCAGGAAAUGAGAGGGUUCGGCCCCCACAGAGUGUUUUCUAUGGACAGACUCCCACCUCCCUGGUCCUCCAAAGGCCAAAAUCCCACUCUCUUACUCCUACGGUGGAAGGUCACAAAGGAAGGAAGACCCUCCCUCGCCGGGCCUCUGAGCCAGCUAAGGUCUCAGCAACUUCGGACAUCUCCAAGAGCCUUACCCUAGACAGGUCUUUUGGCCACAGAUCUCAGCUGACAGAGAGGCGACGAAAAGCCUCAAACGUGGCGUCCAGUCACUCUAAGACGGAGCUCUGCCUUUCUCCUUCCGCCACUCGGGUGGUGAGGGACUACUUCUCCUCGCAGGGUAAAGCGGACGCUGACUCCUGCCUUCAGAGGAGUCAGGAGGUAGCAGUAGCGAUCGCGCAGGGUAAGAAGGAGUGGCAGAGCCGGCGGUGCAGCGACCCACGACUGGAGGACUUUGAACAGCUUUUCUUUGCCGAAGAGUCAUACGUGUAAAUAAGAACACUGUACAGAUCACCUGUAAAUGGAGGACAUGUUUUUCUAAUGAAAUAUGUUGACUCAUGCGCAGCUGUUUUCAAUACUGGUAUUAUAUUCUCCAUAUUCACGUUGUUUUAUGUUGUAAAGUACACUUGUUGGUACUCAUUAUUUUCAAAAGGUACAGAUACGCAGGUUGAUUAGGAAUGUUUUCCAAAUAUUUAGAAAUUAUUAGAGCUCUGAACAAUUAAUUCAGCUAUAACAGCUUUUCCUUAACCUAUGGGCUAAAUUAGCAGCUUUAUUUUUUUACUUAUAUUCAUGUUUCCAUCUUCCUUCAGAAAAAAAAAACUUUUUUUCUAUUUUGUUUCAUUUGAAACAGUGAAGAAAACAAGUGGAUGCUCUUUUUAUGUUUCUGUUACACAGAUGCUUUUAUUAUGUAAACUACUCCUUUUCUACAGGGUAACGCUUUAUAAGUAUUUUUCAAACUCUUACGGUUAUUUAUUCAAGUAUGCUCGCCUUCCACUCACACACAGCAAGGUGCUUUACUUAGUAACUCUGGUUUGGAAAUAUGUGACCAUGAUCAGAAGGUCAAAAUGAGAGAUCCAUACAUUAGGCUUCUUGAUCGAUUAUCUCUAUGGUUUGUAAAGCUUUGCUGUGCAUACACUGAUAUCUUUGCCUAAUAUUAAUGUUAUUAUCUAGGAUUAAAACAAUUAAUUUGGUGUUUUUAAUUGUCAUUUUUAGCAAAAAAUAAAAAAAUUAAAUACAGUUGAAUCUAAGAGGACUUCCAAACACUAGUUUAGUUUUUAAGGCCAACUUCUUCAUAUUUCCUGCAUCUUUUCGAUAUGUAGAUGCUUGAUAUGUUGCGUUCACUGACAGGAAAAAGAUCAGAUUCUUAAGUUUUGACUCUGGUCAGGUUAAGUAAGGAGAGAGCCCAGUGGCUCCAGGUUUAGCUGGAAAAAAAUAUGCUCUUUUCUUUUAACAGCUAAUUUGUCUGUGCAUCCCUCAUCAAAAUGUGUUUUCAUAUUUACUUUUUUAGCAUUUCUAUAUUUUUAAGAAGAAAUCCACACAAUUUCCCAAGAGUACAGCUGUUUGGGUUUAUAUCCUCUCUGUAUCUAAACAAAAUUUGCCAAAAAUGUCUAUUGAUUGCAAAAAAAAUGAACACAUUUAAACUUUUUAUUACAGCAAAAGAAAAACAUAUGCAUUUAAAUCUGUUUGAAAAGGUUUUAGGACUGUUAUGUGUUUUUAUUUGUUAAAAUAGAAGAAGGGGUCGAUUGUUUUAAGUUUCUUAAAAAGUACUCUAUCCUUGUUUUUUCAUAAAUAUAUAUAUAAUUAACUCCACUACCGUGAAUUGUGUUCAGCCUGUAUAGUUCUGCAUAUUUAUGACACAGAUAUAUGUAUAAAUAUAUAUUAAUAUUAUCUUGAUUCUUUGGGUAAGGU
Messenger RNA from Cyprinodon tularosa, 5039 nucleotides. RefSeq names its product Rho GTPase activating protein 20 (gene arhgap20). Gene Ontology annotation, molecular function: GTPase activator activity. The transcript has 15 exons. The coding region runs from base 222 to 3623 and encodes 1133 amino acids. Gene Ontology annotation, biological process: regulation of Rho protein signal transduction; signal transduction. Lineage: Eukaryota; Metazoa; Chordata; Actinopteri; Cyprinodontiformes; Cyprinodontidae. The record is from RefSeq and is a predicted model, not a curated record.